Podarcis lilfordi (Lilford's wall lizard) is the source of this 513-nucleotide messenger RNA. Lineage: Eukaryota; Metazoa; Chordata; Lepidosauria; Squamata; Lacertidae. The record is from the annotation of a GenBank genome assembly.
AUGGCGGCCCCCACGCGGCCCUGGAGCCCUGAGGAGCUCCGCGGAGACGCCCUGCCCAGGAAGGAGAUUGUCUGCUUCCUGCAGGAGCAGGCAGUGCACAAGUUCCUGUCAGAGCACAAACUACUAGGACAGAUAAAAAAUGUGACCAAGACAGCCAGUAAGGAGCAGCUGAUCAUGGCAUAUAACGAGCUAUUUGAAACCAAGAGAUUUCAUGGUACUGAGAGUCCAGAGCAUGUAGCAGAGCAAGUGAAAAAUGUCAAAAUUGAUGAGGAGAAGCCCAAGGAGACAAAGCCUGAGGAAGCUGUGGAUGAGGGCCCCCCAAAAUAUACAAAGCCAGUACUGAAGAAGGGGGAUAAAAUCAACUUUCCCCAAAAGGGUGAUGUCGUUCAAUGUUGGUAUGCAGGGAAGCUGCAAGAUGGAACAGUCUUCGAUAGUAAUAUUCAAACAAGUUCAAAGAAAAAGAAAGCUGCAAAACCACUGAGCUUCAAAGUCAGCAUUGGAAAAAUGAUAUGA